Molecule: messenger RNA, 5464 nt
Organism: Geodia barretti
Lineage: Eukaryota; Metazoa; Porifera; Demospongiae; Tetractinellida; Geodiidae
Source: the annotation of a GenBank genome assembly
CGCACUGUAUCGUUGCUUAGCGACCGGCAGAAUAUGAAUUUGAAUCCUGCGCGGAUGAAAAUAGCACGUGUUUGCGCACGGUAAGAAGGCACAAUACCUUUUGUUGAGGAGGUGCGGAAGGUUCCGACUUGGUCUGAGUGAAAAUGCGCUGGAACGUCUGCAGCCUUGUUCUUCUCUGCGUUGUCAUGGUAAUGACACAAGAUACGGAAGAAGGUCUUCGAUUGAAGGUUGUGACCAUAGCAACCAAUGAAACUGAUGGAUACAAGAGGUUCAUGCGAUCGACCCAAAUGUUUGACAUUGAUGUAGAGGUUGUGGGGAUGAAUGUGACGUGGAGAGGAGGAGAUGUUGUUCGUUUCCCUGGCGGAGGUCACAAGGUCAACAUGUUGCGUCCGGUGGUGGAGAAGUGGCAGGAGGAUGAGGGGCUGGUGGUGAUGUUUGUGGACAGCUAUGACGUGGUACUGACUAUGGGACCAGACCAGAUGCUGCAGAAGUUCCUAGACUUUGACUGCAGACUGGUCUUCUCUGCAGAAUCCUUCUGCUGGCCCGACGUCUCUCUAGCGUCAAAGUACCCUCGUGUCGGUCUGGGAAAGAGGUUCCUAUGUUCAGGAGGAUUCAUUGGCUAUGCGAGGGAGGUGGCGGCAGUUGUGGGAGACCAUGUCAUUGACGAUACUGAUGAUGACCAACUCUACUAUACCAACAUAUACCUGGACCAGGGAAAGAGGACAUCGCUGGGCAUUAGACUGGACCACAGGUCUCAUUUCUUCCAGAACCUCAAUGGAGCCAAGGAUGAGGUUGAUCUCAGAAUUAACUCAACAGAUGCCACUGUUAUCAAUAGCAUCUACGACACCACACCAGCAGUUCUCCAUGGCAACGGACCCUCCAAGGUCCAUUCUUAUUACGAUGUUUUCUCUUUCUUUACCACCAUUUUUAGGUCUGGAAAUAAAUUGUGUAAACUUGUUCAUUUUUUCAGGAGCAAAAUGACCGUGUGUAAACAUUUGCGUAGUACCCACUAUAAGCCACAUUCUAGAGUGCACAGCGUCAUUGGCCCUGAUGGUAGGGUGUUCCUAAACUACCUCGCAAACUAUGUCCCGGGUGUGUGGUCUGAGAGUGGAGGGUGCAGAGGAUGUGAGGAGACCAGCUCUCCACUGCCAGAGGACAAGGAGGCCUGGCCUGCAGUGCUAGUUGCCGUGACUGUGCCUUCUCCCUCUCCCUUCCUGUCAGAUAUGUUGGAGAGAGUGACAUCUCUGGACUACCCUCUUUCCCGCCUCUCUCUCUUCAUACACAACCAGGUUUCUAACACUGUGAUUGUCAGCCAGUUGCUUCUCCUCUUUGUCACUGUCUCUUCAAGCUACCUCCAAGGUUGUGAAAGGUUUUGCAUUUUUUGCAGGCAUGUGAGUAAAUGAAAUGGCAAGCCAACCAUCCCCAAUACUUUGAUAAUAGUUGGCGGGUGGAUUAGCAGCACCAUUUUUGCAUUUCUCUAUAAUCCAUAUUUCGCCUCUAUUUCGCUGCCCUCGACCACCAGCCUGUGUUGUUUGCAGGCACAACACCACGAGCCUCUGCUGUCUGCCUGGUAUGAGGUAGUGGGCAGCGGGUAUGCCAACACCACCUACAUCUCUCCAGCAGUGGGCGUGGCCACUGCUGACGCCAAGAGGAAGGCCCUGGAGGCGUGUCUCAACAUGUCAUGUGACUAUGUCUUCCUCCUCGACUCGCUGGCAAUGCUAGAUUCACCUUUGACCUUGCAGCAGCUUAUAUAUCUCGGCAGAGACGUAGUCUCACCUCUCCUAGUCAGACCAGAGAAAAUGUUCUCCAACUUUUGGGGCGACCUGGCCUCUGACGGAUUCUAUGCCAGAUCUAGAGAUUAUGUCACUAUCAUUGGCAACGAGAGAAGGGGUGUGUGGAAUGUACCGCUCAUCAACCAGGCAAUCUUGAUAUCUGGAAGUUGGCUGAGGAGAAAUGCACAUGACCUGCCUUCCUGGGAGAGCCAAGUCCUUGACAGUGACAUGGCCUUUGCUGCGUGGAUGAGAGAGAGGGGUCACUUCAUGUACGUCAGUAAUCUCCAUGACUACGGUCACCUUCUCAAUGGAGACAGUUAUGAUGCCUCACGUGUCCAUGGUGACAUGUACCAAAUGUUUGACAAUAACCUGGACUGGGAGAGAAAGUACGUCCACAAAGAUUGGUUACAAGUUCUGCAGGAAAACUACACUCUAGAACAGAGGGACAAUGCUGUUGGUGUGAUGCAUAGUUUCCAGUUCGAUUCCUGGCCUCAGCAGCUUUUUUGUUUUUUUGCUCACUUCACGAGUGUUGUACACCAUGGCCCGUGUCCUGAUGUGUACUGGUACCCUCUCAUCUCGGAGGCAUUCUGUGAUGAGCUGGUGGAGGAGAUGGAGCACUUUGGUCAGUGGAGUGGUGGUACUAACUAUGAUGAGAGGGUCAGUGGUGGCUAUGAGAAUGUGCCGACUAGAGACAUCCACAUGAACCAGAUUGGGUUUGAGAAACAGUGGCUUGAGCUCAUCAAGAAAUACGUAGUGCCAGUACAACUGAAGGUCUUCCCCGGAUACUUUUCCAAGGGUCAUGCCAUCAUGAACUUUGUGGUUAAGUACCACCCCCAGGGCCAGUCUAAUCUGAGACCACAUCACGAUUCCUCCACAUUCACUAUCAAUGUGGCCCUCACUCGCCUUGGCGUCGACCACCAGGGAGGUGGUUGUCGGUUCCUUCGCUACAACUGCAGUGUUGUGGAGACAAAGAUAGGAUGGACGUUCAUGCACCCGGGCAGACUCACCCACUGGCACGAGGGACUCACUGUCACUGGUGGCACACGAUACAUCGUGGUCUCCUUCAUUGACCCUUGAACUAACAAACAACCUCUUGUGGACACGAAUCAUUGCCUACAUGAUCAGCUGUUUAUUUUCAAUGUUUAAGUUGCUUUUGGAAAUAGAGUAACUAUUUUCAGCUACGUAUUGCUCAUGCUGUUGUCAAAUUCACUGGUUACUGUACACACAGAUCGACAUAGCUUUCAUUUUCAAUGGCACAUGCACUAUAUUAUGUAAUGGCUACAUAGGUAUAUACUCUGAUGAAGUAAAAAAACUGUAGUCAUCAAUACUAAGAGGAUACAAACAUGUAAUUGUCUAGAAUAAUGGUGUAGCAGAGUUUGCAUCAUAAUUAUAAUAACACGACUAGUGGUUGUCGGGUGAAGUGGGACAUCUUCAUCGGCCACCUGGCCUGAAGUACAGCUUGCGAGUCAACAUAGUGACAGGCGCUGGGAUUUGCUUGUUGCGACCACGUGACUGGAAGUCAUAGGCCACUUUGCGGUUCACCUCAGUCAAGAUGUCCAUGAAAUGCUCUUUACUCGCCAGUUCUCUCAUUGUGUCCACAAAUGCCUUGAUGAACCACGACCCGUACUCUGAAUUACGCCAGGAGACGUACCCAGGAACUGUGGCAUAGGCCAAGACAAAGUCAGCCUCAGUUGGCAGGGCCUCUCGUGAGUAUCCUCCACCGUCAGUCUCGUCUGCAUCCAGAGCCUUCUCUAUGACUCUGUCGAACUGAGAGGACUAAUCACAAUGUUGACACCAGUGGAAUUGAGGAAUGUGUGAGCAUAAGUGAGUUGCCCUUGUUUCAGGGCUAAAUUACAACUGGUGUCCUUUAUAGAGGUGCCUAUUAGGGGUGUCACCUAGAGAGCUGUUCCAGUGUUUGUGUCACCUGUUUUUCCAUAAGUUCCUUCACCUGUUCGUUGUCAUCUGCAGCAGUGUCACCUCCAUCUGUGGACUCACUGUCUACUCCAUAGUCAAACUUGCCUCCCCGACAUGCCUGAACAAUGAACACCUUUGGCUUCCCAAUGAGUGAGGGACAAUUGACGCCAUCAAAACACCUGGUGAGUUCUUCUAUUGGGACGAGGUCACCAUCAGUGCUGUACAGUCUGCCGCUAAUGCCGUGUGUCAGUAGAGCUAUCACAACACAGUCGUAAGCAGAGUGGUCACGACGUGACAGAUCCUGGGCGAAAGUCAGUAACAGAGAAGAACUAAAAUCUGGACUCUCACCUCAAACUCCUUUGUUAUUGCCUUCCCAGUGAGGUUGUCCUUACGCAUGGUGGCCAGCCCCAGCCAGUUGAACAGGCUGAACAGGUUUUCAGCGUCUUUGUUAGUCCCCACCCUCUCCUUCAUGCCACAGGUAAAGUUGCGGUUGUUUAUUAUGAGUGCCAUGCCUCGCGGCUUGCUCGACAUCUUGUAGGCAUCUUUCCUCCCCACAUCCGUACCCUCCUCGGGAGGAGGAGGAAUGGGGGGGUGGGAAGUGGGUGUGGUUGCCACAGGAGCAGGCCAGUCGUCGUAGGUAGUCACUGGCUCUGGGUCAUUAGUAGGGGGUGGAGUUGGGCGUGGUUUCUCAGGGAAGAAAUUUCUAAUUUUGUGGAUGAGAUCAGCAUUUGCCUCUUGCUGUUCAGCCAAGCACUCCACAAGAAUGUCCAGAACACGCGAAUCUCUUCUACGGAGAGCUUUCAUCAGCUCAUCAGCUGCCUCUCCAUCUGUCCUUGCCACGCCUAUUCGUUCGUACUCGUUCCACGUCAACUGAUCUCUGCCGUACAGGUCAUGGCGGACGUCUUUGGCCGCGAGCUGUCUCUGGAAAACUGGAGUCAGCUUUCUUAACGCCGCAUCGAACUCCUUCUGGCGAGGGUCCAUCCUUUUUCUACACUCACUUCGUGUAGAAUACACCCCUGUUUUAUGAGGUCAAAGGUGGGAAGGUGGGCGUGGCAUAAUUCAUUGUCGGCCUGGGAGAAACACCUCGGCUUAGAUCCAAAAGCGGACGGAUCACAGGAUGCUGACAGUUAUAGCUGUGGAGGCAUAGUACUCGCUGUUCCAAAUUUGCAAACCGCAGGAGAACGUAGGGGAACGGCUAAACGGUGGUCCUGAAGUCGUGUCCGUGUUCACGCCGCCGCUGGCUCUGAAGUAAAUGACGGAGCAAUGAGGCAUCAACGGAGGUACUGUCCACCAUCAGUGGGACCACUCUAGAGAAGGCAAAGAAGGAGUUGUUUGAGGUUCCGGAGGAGCGGCUGGACAAGGUCCGCGAGUUGCGACUGAGGAUCCUGGAGGCCGAGAAGAACACGGACUUUCAUGGCGUAGUAUUUUCUCGCAAAGACAGUCGUUUCCUCCUACGGUUCCUCAGAGCCAGAAAGUUUCAGGUGGACAGGGCUCUGCAGCUUUACCUCAACUACUACAAGUACAGACACAAGCACUCACACCUGCUGGGAGACCUGAGUCUUCAGUCAGUGCAGCAUGUGCUGCAGAGAGGUUUCUUUGCCCUCCUGGACACCCCCAGCAAGUGUGGCUCUAGGACCAUCGUCGUCUUCCCUGCCAGGGUGGACCUGGAGAAGAUUCCUCCUGUGGACUGCCUCAAGGCCCUUCUGCUGGUACUAGAGGCUGUGAUUGAAGACGAAGAGGUCCAGGUAAGACUGAGCCCUCUUCCUGUGUGGCCACCC